CUUCUCCCAAACAUGGGCCUUCCUGGCCUGGAUACUCUUAAAAUAGGCCUCGUUUACGCUAUUUUCAUACUAUUAUUCCCUUUGCAAACAGGCUCUCGACCAACUCUCCUAAAAAAUGGCGUUGACUCCAGCUUGUCUCCAGACUCUGGAUUCCCUGUUGUUCCUGAACCUGUGAGCCUCAACCAUCAUUCCGUCAACCCUUCUUUAUUACGACACCUGAGAGCUGAUACGCUAUCUCAGAUUUAUGAUGGAAUACUAGAUGAUGGAUUCAUCGACUCGUCGCCAAAACGGGAUAUAGUGUCGGGCCUACACCACCAGUUUCCAGCUUCAAAGACUGGGGACAGCACUGGAAUUACUGAAAACAAACAUGUUUUUGUUGAUGAUCCAACAUCUUUUCACAAAGUUAAAGUAGCAGGAUUACUACCAGAAUAUAUCGUGAAGUUGAAAUUAACAGAUACAAAAUGGAACAAAAGUACACUUCAAGCAAAACUACAGGAUAUAUUUCCAUCGUCUUUUAUUCACCUAUCCUAUGAUAAGCCUAAAAAUACCAUUGAGAUGUAUAUAUCAAAAUCAGGUGAUGACCCUCAUUUUAUCAGCGCCAAGGAAAUCUUGGCGAAAUUGGCGGCAUCGAAUCUCGUCACGACAGAACAGACUGUUCAGUUGGAUGCCAGUCCACCACAAGCUCUGCCUCAGCAGAGCGAUCGUGGAUCUUCCUCACAAUCUUCCCACCAACAUUUUUGGCACCGGGUGUGGUUCCCUUACGUGGCAGCUGGUGUCGCCACUUUCCUUGUCAUCAUUGUAUUAGGCGCUGUGAUUUGUUAUGUACGAUAUAAAAAGAAAAAAGCCGAGCAGACGCCAAGUCGGCGGCCGACGCAUAUUUGUCUUUAUCCUGUGGCGACGCCAGAGACUCGCCUGACGUCGCCAGUGCAGCCAGCAGAGGGGCAGCAGUAUUAUGUGGCGCAAACGUUUACCACGCCUGUUCCGGCCCAACCACCUAUUCGGAUACGAGCCAAAGGUCUAUUAGAGAGUAGACGUGGCUCGAGCGCCUCCCUAACCAUCGACCUCACUCCAACAGUAGACGUAUCAAAAAGUGGAUCCCCGCCUAGAGAGAGUCCUUCCAGGGAAUACCUUCUUUCUGCUGGUUACAGAAUGACGCGUAAACAAUUAAGAAAAUGUUUAAAAAAUCUCAAACCUUUAUAUGAUGAGUUCUGGGAAAUCCCCAUGAAUCAUCCCGAUCGUGUAAAUGUAGCGGGCUCAGGGUUGAAAAAUCGUUACAAAACUAUAUUACCAAAUGAACACACUAGAAUCAUUUUAGAAGAAACAAACAGUGAUUUAUUAACAACAUAUAUAAAUGCUAAUUCUAUACGGGGUUACGCGGGAGAAGAAAAGGCAUACAUCGCAACACAAGGUCCCAUUUCGAAUACAGUGUACGAUUUCUGGCGAAUGCUCUGGCAGGAGCGGACGCCAUGUGUGAUCAUGAUCACGAAACUCAUGGAGAAGGGGAAGAUGAAAUGUGAGCAGUACUUCCCGCUCACCCCCGAGGAAGGGACGUUAGUGUAUGAGGAUAUUCAUGUGUGCGUGACGGAUAUCGCAAUCAAGGAUGGGUACGAGAUCAGGGAACUCAAGGUCACACGUGAUGGGUACUUAAACGAAGAGAGGAAAAUUUUACAUUUUUGGUACACGACGUGGCCGGAUCAUAAGACGCCCGACUCGCCCAAGCAGUUGUUGGGGAUGGUGGCGGAUGUUGAGAAGAAGAGAUAUGAUCAUGACAGUGAUAAGGCCAAGGGGCCAGUGGCUGUUCAUUGCAGCGCUGGAAUUGGUCGUACAGGGUGUUUUAUUGCAAUCAGUAUUGGAGUUCGUCAGUUACAGGAGGAACAAAUGAUUGAUGUGUUAGGGAUUGUCUGCCAGAUGCGAUUAGACAGGGGAGGUAUGGUCCAGAAUAGUGAACAGUACGAAUUUGUCCACCGAGCACUUUGUAUGUUUGAGAAAACUCUUCCGCAGAGUUCGCCGAGUGGAGAUUGACGAUAGUCACGUGCUAUUGGUCAAUUCCGCACACUUCCAUGGACAGCUACACCACCUGGUGACUGGAUAGAGAACCAGUUCUGGAAACAUCGAGUUGGUGAAGAUUCAGAACUGGACUACUUGACAUUCCAGCUUCUUGUAGCAACAUUUGUGGAAUACCAUUUCUGAAAUUUGUGCAUUAAAUCAGGGUGAUUUUUGUGCUUAUUUAGCUAUGCUCAUCAUCUGCUGGACUCAUGAUGGAUCGUACCUGCAGGGUGGAAAUUUCCCCGGAUAUCACACCUACAGGUUGGAUACUCCCUGGAUGACAUGCCUGCAUGUGGAAUUUUUCCUGGAUGUUGUACCUGCACAUUGGAAAUUUCCCAUGGAUAUCAUACCUGCAGGUGGAAUUUCCCGGGAUAUCGAACCUGCAGGUGGAAAAUUCCCAAUGGGAAUGGUCAAAGAAUCGUUCCAAGAUAGUUGAUCGGAAUUCUUUGAUUAGUGGGGUGAAUUUAGUCUAAAAUGUUCUUAUACACUAAAAUCAACAAAACGGUGUCAUUUUGUGAUAAUUGUAAAAAAAUAGUGCAAUAAUGUAAAAAUAUGUACAGAAAAGUUGACUUUUCGUCAGAAGUUUUAGUUCCAUGAUUUUGCUGCAUUUUAAACUUGUUGCUGUUGGGUUUUCUGCCAUAAUAGUUGACAUUCGUUUCACCAGUGAUUGGACAGAAGGAUGUGUGCAUUUGCUGUAGAACUUUACACUGUAUGUGCUGGUGGAUUGAGCAAAUUGAGGGUGAUAAAUCAUUAUUUAAUAAAUCCACGCGUAGUCUGUGAGAAUCAUUUGUAGGACGAGAGAGAGAUUGUGACUUCCACUGAUAAUAAAUGUCUUAUGCCGCUGGUAGUUGGCAGACAAAGUGAAAAUCGCAGUGAAACCAGACCAACUCUGAAACCGCCUUUGGACUCGAGACAGUUUAAACUCUGUACAGGAGCUGAUAAUUGCAAAUGAUUCUCGCAAGCCCAGCUGGAAUGGACUUAAAUUAUUCUCAUGUGUUCGUGCAAUACUUUCUAUUGUGAUUGUGUGCUUUCUCAUAAUAUCGCCAAAGUCUUCUAUAUCGGUUGUUGUUUGGAGUCUUUGCGGGUCAUAACUGGAUGUCACACUGUUGUGAAAUUCUAGCCGUCUAUAUUUAUUGUACUAGUCUCUCUCGCUGCAUAUCUGUUGCAUUUCGUACCCCGACUUUAACGUCUGAUGUUUCCGUAUUUUGUACCCAAGUUAUGAGCUUGGCGUUACCAUAUUUUGUACCCAGAUUAUAACAUGUCAGUGUGCUACAGUGCGGGCCAGUAUGUAACUGCUCAGCUCGGUACUUAUGACAACAUUUAAAGACAAAUCAAUCUCUUUCAAACUUACCCAAAAACAUUAUAUGUGAUCUUAUAAUCUUAGAUCUAAUCUAUAAGUUCAGGCCUUUCCAUUUAUCUGUGUCUGGCAUUGAACUUUUCAUGCGUGAAGCUCACUCCAAACCCUAAUUCAUACUCUCGAUCUUAACCAACAGUUGCGUGAAAUUACCUUGAAUUGACCAAUAGAGAUCCAGCGGUCAGCGUGAGGUCAUCAAAAUAGUUUCAGGUGUUGACAAAGUGUUGAUCAACAGAACAGGGUCGGUACAAGGUUCACAUUGACAGCUGCAUGUUGGAAGAUGUGCUUUGAAUAGUAAAUAUGCUCCAUGCAGACCAGCUGAAUGCCAGACUACAAUCGUCGUUUAGUCUCUGUGUGCCAUUGUUUCAUUCGAUUGUGCCCAUUGUUCGUCCAUCGCACAAAUUACCAUUACAAAUAUGCAUGUUCAUGUACACACCAGUGUGUUUAUAUACAUUUGUUAUCUUAAAGGGAGACUAUAGGCAGGAGCAGAGGGGCUAAUUUGGCCAUCCUCAGGUGGUUAAUAUACAGAGUAAGGGCCCUGGGUCAUGUCAGAUUCAGCACUAAAUAUAUUCCUCGUACAAGUGUGAAUCAUUUCGACGUACUGUGAGAUGUGAGAGACCCCAUUGGCGACAUUGUGUCACUUUAUCUUGCCUGCUUAGCUGCUGCCUAUAUUGUCCCUUUAAUGUCUGUGUUGGUCGUCUGUACAUUUGGAAGAGUGAUUACGGGUACGAGCAAAGUGUAACAAUGCAAUUGCAAGUGCCAGUACCAAGUUUAAUGAGGAGUGACUGACAAUUCUGACAUUUGCAGAGCUAAAUGAUAACAUAAUUUAAAGGCCUGCUCUGUUCGUUUUCAUUGUAUUUCUGGGGGCUCGGGUAAAUAUAGAUAAACAUGGCCAUAAAGUGCAGUUAUUACGCAUGCAAAUUUGCUGAAACUCGGCAGAUUCAAGUUCAGUUUUCAAAUUUUGGAAAGAAUGGAUUCCGCCUUCAAAUGCCUCAAUUCUAGAGUUGUUGUGAGGUAGUCACCCCUGAUUGAACUGGGUACACUGUAUUUUGUUGGGAAACCUCUAAUUUAUCUACCUGCCUGCCACAGCGAAUGGAAAUCUUUCAUUUCUUUAUAAUUCCUAAUCUGAAGCUGAAUACUUUGAUCGGAUUAAAUCUAAUGCUGGACACUGAUCAAAUUCCAUAAAAUCAGUACUUUGGUAAAAGAGGCAACUGUAUUAAAGGCAGAUUUUGGUAAAUAUUCGAAACAAGUGACAAUGGGGACUUCUACGUAAACUUGGCCUUGGAGGUACAAAGUAUGUAUCCCGUGCAAUCAUCGACAUGUCGUUUCAUUACUGUGAUGGCUGAAAAUAGACAAUUAUUAACCAAGUGUAUAUUAUCAUGUAAAUAAGGAGAAAUGUUUGCCAUGUUAUUCGCGUCUCUGUUGCACAAAUCAGUGUCCUCUUGGACUUGUCUGUUAUUGCCGCAUGUUUAUGUGUGGCAUCCUUGGCCUGUGAUGUAUAAAGGGUCGUGAAAAAAGUUCUAGGAGCUAUACAGGAGUUUGAAACCUCAAUUUUCAAAACUGCAAAAAUACUGCCAAUUAUGAUACAAUGCUUUCCGCUGAAUCCUUACUGAAUCCUUCUGCUGCAUCCAUAGCGUAGCAGAUCAACUAAAACAGUUUUCCUCAUCUUUUAAUUGUACCACUUUACCUUAUCUGGUUAGUUUUUUAAAAUUCGUUAUUUCCCCACGUUUUCACAGCCCUUUCUAAUCACAGAACCCUGUUGCAUUUGAUGUGUGGAAUUUCCAGAAUAUAUAUUUACUGUUACAAAGUUAAACUAUUGUACAGAUGUGUUAUGUAUUUUGCACCAAAUGGAAGUAUAUUCCUGCAUUACACAAAUAAAUAAAUGUAUAACGAACGUUGUUUUAAGUGUGUUUCGCUUCGGACGUUAUUGCCAAUGCAGUCUGGCAUUGCAUCAAAUUACAAAGUAUUAUCGAUAUCAUUGUUUUAACAUAACAUCAUAACCCUCGAACAUUAUUGUCUUUUAUAAACCAACGCUUUUGAAUUGUGGAGAUUUAAUUUUCCAUCAAUGAUUGAUUGGUGCCAGUGAGGCCAAAAACUGGUUUUGUUAAAGGGGAUACUUUAGACAAGAGCCAGGUUGGUUGGAUUAGAUUUCAGUAGGUCCCCAAUAGGGGUCUCUGCUAUCACACACUACAUCGACACUAUCCACACUGGUGCAAGGAAGAUUUUGAUCAGAUGGUCAAACCAGACAAAAUGGUCCUUUUGAUAAAUCAUUUCAUCCAACAUGCAUUUGAUUGAGAUUUUGAAAAGAAAUUCACAAAGUAUUUAUUAGGGCUUGUGUAACAUAAGCUUUGUGUUUUAGUCCUUGCGUCGUUUCUGGCACACCCUGUAGUGAACACAUAGUCACUGUCAUCAUAAGAUGUCUAGUCAUAUUUGUACUGGUUGCCAUGCACAGAAUUAAUUAACUACUAGUUGUCAAACAGAACAUGUCCUAUUUUUGAUUUCAUUUAAGCAAUUUCUUAAAAUCAAAAGUUGGGAAUGUUUUAUUUGACACCUUGUGUCUUCAGAAUCAUUCUAUGUAAAUGUACAUGUACUUGUAAAUAUUUAUGUAAAUAUAAUGUGUAAAUGAUGUUUAUUGUGAACUUGUCACGUGUGAUUUUAUCGAUAUGCAGAAAAAUGUUACGAUUAUUAAUAUUAUUAUGUAUAGUUUCUGCAGAUUCUGUCAAGAUUAUAUUUUUGCGAAAAAGUUUAUUUAUUCAUAGUUGUUGCCAUGAAGAGUUAAGAAAACAGGUCCUUUUAAAUAGCAACAACUUCUGCUCUGUUUCCUAAAUGUGCCAAGUGGUAACUCAUGGUACCAACAACCUCUGCUCCAUUUUCUAAAUGUGCCAAGUGGUAACUCAUGGUACCAACAACUACUGCUCCAUUUCCUUAAUGUGCUAAGUGGUAACUCAUGGUACCAACAACUUCUGCUCCAUUUUCUAAAUGUGCCAAGUGGUAACUCAUGGUACCAACAACUUCUGCUCCAUUUCCUUAAUGUGCCAAGUGGUAACUCAUGGUACCAACAACUUCUGCUCCAUUUCCUAAAUGUGCCAAGUUGUAACUCAUGGUACCAACAACCUCUGCUCCAUUUUCUAAAUGUGCCAAGUGGUAACUCAUGGUACCAACAACUUCUGCUCCAUUUCCUUAAUGUGCUAAGUGGUAACUCAUGGUACCAACAACUUCUGCUCCAUUUUCUAAAUGUGCCAAGUGGUAACUCAUGGUACCAAUAACUUCUGCUCCAUUUCCUAAAUGUGCCAAGUGGUAACUCAUGGUACCAACAACUUCUGCUCCAUUUCCUUAAUGUGCCAAGUGGAAACUCAUGGUACCAACAACUUCUGCUCCAUUUCCUAAAUGUGCCAAGUGGUAACUCAUGGUACCAACAACUUCUGCUCCAUUUCCUAAAUGUGCCAAGUGGUAACUCAUGGUACCAACAACUUCUGCUCCAUUUCCUUAAUGUGCCAAGUGGUAACUCAUGGUACCAACAACUUCUGCUCCAUUUCCUAAAUGUGCCAAGUUGUAAUUCAUGGUACCAACAACCUCUGCUCCAUUUUCUAAAUGUGCCAAGUGGUAACUCAUGGUACCAAUAACUUCUGCUCCAUUUCCUUAAUGUGCCAAGUGGUAACUCAUGGUACCAACAACUUCUGCUCCAUUUCCUAAAUGUGGGAUGUCAUGUGGCUUGGAAAUGAUUUCAAAGUCUGCCUGAAGAAUCGGAAUACCCCCAAAACUAAUUUACCAGACGGGUACCCAGCUAAACGGUUCCCUAAUAAAAAAAUUAUCAAUCCUGCAUUGCCUUUUAGAUUGAACCACUGUAGUCUUUCAGCUGUUUCUGUUGGGAAGUUGUUAUUAUUUAUUAUGUCCACCAAAUAAAAAGUAUUUAUUCCAAUCAUUACAAAAAUUGUUGCGCUGACUAUUUCUCUCAGAAAUGACCCCCUCCUCAUGACAAAGGAUCAACAUUCUUUCGUAUUCUAGUCAUAAUCUUGCCCCCUCUUACCCCACCCAUACUGUUGACAAGGGUGUACUUCUCUUCUUCACCCUGGAGAAUCAGUUUUCCAACUUGAUGAGAAUGGUAUGCUUUCAGGCAGGUCUCUCAUCUCACUGAGUAGUCCUGACCUGGGUAAAUGUGUGCAUCAAAUGAAAACUUGCCAAGAAGAGACGAUUCUUGGUAUUUAGACUGAACUUUUGUCCGGCUGGUAAUCGGGACAAUAAUGGUAUGCAUAAGUUGGCCGAGGGCAGGCCUGCUCGAUAAGUUCUAAGUCCAGAUGCUUGGCAGGUAGGAAAUUGAUAUUUCCAGGUAUUGCUUGACGUUAUUUCUGAGACAGAUAGUUGGUGAAACAGAAUAAAAACAGAUUAGGUUAAUUGGGUUAUUUUAGAAAGGGAAGGUUGGAGACUAGGUGAUCUAUGGUCAGUGUGUGGUUUUCUGUCAAACAGAUUCAGUUAAUCAGUUAAUUCAAAGAUGAAUUCGUGUGAUAGUCAAAUAGCAGUUCAGUUAUGUAUGAUGUGAGCAUUUACGUUUGCAUUUAGAUAUCUAUCAACUCCAUUCUUGUCAUUAAAGGCCUUCGCCGUUCAAUCUCGAUCGGAGCCUAAAUUGAUGGCUGUUAAAACCUGGGGUCAUCCAUCCUGAGCUACUACUAAGGUAAAGGACAGUUACUGCAUUUGACACUUGUCUAUUGGUUAUUCAUGUUUAUCUGAAAGACGUUUAUCAAACUGUUGAUAUUGUAAUCAGUAGAUUCAGACUAACAAAAUCUUAUUUUAAAGUCAUUUUGACUGAAACGUCACUUUAUGCUGGCCUUAGUAGGACAGCAUAAUAACAAUUUGUCAAAUCAGGGUCUGGUUGUUCAAAACAGGAUGAAGUCACUAACAACUUAACUAGGCUACCUCCUUCAGCUAAGCUAAUUUCAGUUAAAGUCGUCACCAAGUUCGUGACUAACUUUGAGCUACUGGGCCCAGAUUUUAUCGAAGUAAACUCCCAGUACCUGUACUUUUGCUUCAUUCCGGUGUACUCUCUUUUAUUUGGUGCAGUGUUCGAUGUCUGUUCUUGGUCUCAUAUCGCACACACCUGCCUCCGCGGCAGCCAUGAGUCACACAUCUAGUGCAAUAAACUGCAUUGUCAAGUUAUGUCUGGGUGUGAAUAAAUGCAGUAUGU
Messenger RNA from Lineus longissimus, 8579 nucleotides. RefSeq names its product receptor-type tyrosine-protein phosphatase R-like. Gene Ontology annotation, biological process: peptidyl-tyrosine dephosphorylation; signal transduction. Lineage: Eukaryota; Metazoa; Nemertea; Pilidiophora; Heteronemertea; Lineidae. The record is from RefSeq and is a predicted model, not a curated record. Gene Ontology annotation, cellular component: cell junction; cytosol; plasma membrane. Gene Ontology annotation, molecular function: protein tyrosine phosphatase activity; protein kinase binding. The transcript is spliced from 14 exons. Bases 13 to 2022 code for a protein of 669 amino acids.